Messenger RNA from Capsicum annuum, 402 nucleotides. Its product is annotated as ubiquitin-conjugating enzyme E2 variant 1D-like. The coding region runs from base 1 to 402 and encodes 133 amino acids. Lineage: Eukaryota; Viridiplantae; Streptophyta; Magnoliopsida; Solanales; Solanaceae. The record is from RefSeq and is a predicted model, not a curated record. The transcript has a single exon.
AUGACUCUUGGUUCAGGAGGAGGAUCUAGUUUUGUGGUCCCUCAGAAUUUCAGAUUACUUGAGGAACUCAAACGUGGUGAAAAGGAUAUUGGAGAUGGUACAGUGAGCUAUGGGAUGGAUGAUGGAGAUGAUAUCUAUAUGCGUUCCUGGACUGACACCAUUAUUGGUCCACACAAUUAUGUUCAUGAAGGGCGUAUUUAUCAGUUGAAGGUAUUUUGCGGCAAAUAUUAUCUGGAGAAGCCUCCAAGUGUCCGAUUCCAUUAUCGAAUUAACAUGACAUGUGUCAACCAUGAGACUGGAGUGGUGGAACCAAAAAAGUUUGGUGUACUUGCAAAUUGGCAGAGAGAGUAUACCAUGAAAGAAAAUAAGGAUAAAAAAUUAAUGGUUGAAGAAAAUGGGUGA